This is a messenger RNA of Parnassius apollo (apollo), 1662 nucleotides long. NCBI's taxonomy places the organism in Eukaryota, Metazoa, Arthropoda, Insecta, Lepidoptera, Papilionidae. The record is from the annotation of a GenBank genome assembly.
AUGUCUCUAGUUUUACGUAGAUCAUAUUCACUCAAGUUCAGAAAGAACGUGCCAAUUUGUAAUAAGUGUAACUCGUGGCCUGUUGGUGCUUUUAAUAUAUUUAAGCGAAGUUUUAACGAUGAUAAGGUGAAUAACCAUGGCUUUAGCAGUAGCAGUAUUAUAAUGGAAAAUGGAUACAAUGUUCAAGAGCUUCCAAUACUUAUAAGAAAACUUAAAGAUAUAAGUGAUUUUGAAAAAGAUUCUAAAGUAGAGUCACCGCAAAGUACUGGCGAUUAUUAUACGAAUAAUAAUUAUCAUGUAAUUCAAGCAGAGUUUAAACAAUGUACGGAUUUACGCGAUGUGUUUUUAUUGAUUUCAAGGUGUGCCAAAAUCACUCCAAGCAUUGCAUUGGGUGCAAUAGAACGCAUUUACGAUUUAGAAAACAAUCCAAUUUCAUUGGUUAUUGAUAAUGAUAUAAAAAAUGAUCAUAAUAUCAGUGUUGCAAAGGCGGCAAUUUUAGACAAACUACUAAAAGUAGUUAUGGAAACUAAAGAUACAUAUACUAUUCUGAAUAUUUUAAAAACUGUUUCUUCAGUAAUAGAACCACACAAACAUAAUUUUUGUGAAGAGCUUCUUGCUAGAGUUGUUGAUAACAAGCUGACAUUGAAUCAACUUUGUGAUUUUAUAAGUUAUUUAAUAGCUAAUAGUAAUGAUUCUAAAUACUCAGAACUUGUAGAUAAACUGUGGAUAGGAUUUGUUGAAAGGGAGAAUGAAAUUAAUGAAAAUAAUAUUGUAAACAUAUUUAAAAUUUUGCCUGGCUUAAAAUCGAGUAGAAGGACAAUAUUUAUUUUAUUGGAACAGAAAUUAUCAGAUAUAUGGUACAAAAUUACGGCCCCAUAUAUGCAGGAAAUUUUAGAGAUAUUUCUACGAGAGAAAUGCUUUUCACUACAGUCUUUUGCAGUUGUCGGUACCUGGUUUAAUAUGAAUAUUCAUUCUUUAGAUGACGAUGCUCUGUUAGAUAUAAUAACAAAGCUCACCAGUUUAAAUUAUACUGAUAAUCAUAUAGAAAAAGCUGUUGAAAAAUAUAUGAAACAUAAGAGUGCUAAAAUUACAUCUCAUGUGUUGAUAGUAGAAUACUUAACAAGAAUCACUAAACCUGAGAUCAUGAAGCGUCUUAAUUUAAUUGAUACUGCAUUAUCUUUGGAGUGCAAAGAGUAUCCAGGACCUUUGGUACCCAAAGACCAUUGGUUAGAACCUGUAAUACAGGACAAGAGAAUCGAGAACAUGUUAGAGAAGAUAAAUGGCAUAUUUUCUUCUAUAGUAGGAAACUCAAUAAAAAUAUCAAAUGCUGUAUUGAUACCAAACAUUUGUUCAGAUCAGACAUAUCUAAUUGAUGUUAUGCUACAUGAAUCAGAAAUUGGACAAAGUUUGUGUAACUGGAAACUCAAAUCUAUGAAGAAUAAAUUUAUUGCAAUUUUAAUUCAUCUUCCCGAUCAUUAUUGCUCUGACAACAGUACACUUAUUGGACCACAGAAUUUAAGGGUUAAACAUUUACGUAUGUUGGGUAUUAAAGUGGUGAGUCUAAAGUAUUCAAAGCUCAGUCAAUUUUAUACUUCACAUGAUAAACCAGCUAUGAUAAAAUAUGUAAAAGACAGCAUCAACAAUGGUGUUCCAUGUUUGUAA